AUGAAAAGUCCUUGUCCUAACGAGCAAUCUAUUCUGCGCGCUCCCCCUACAGGCGGUCAAGGUCAGUUCCCCAUCACUCAGAACGUGACAGCACUGGAGGGCUCCGCUGCCAAUAUGACCUGUCGGGUGGACUUUAACGACAACACCUCCCUCCAGUGGUCAAAUCCGGCGCAGCAGACGCUCUUUUUCGGCGACAAGAAAGCUCUUCGGGACAACCGGAUCGAGCUGGUGCGAGCGUCGCGGCAGGAGCUGAGCAUCCGCAUCAACGACGUCAGCCUGGCCGACGAGGGCCAAUACACGUGUUCGCUCUUCACCAUGCCCGUCAAGACCACCAAAGCCUUCCUGGCCGUCUUGGGGGUGCCGGAGCGGCCCGAGAUCACGGGCCUGGCCGGUCCGGCCCUGGACGGCGAGGUCAUCGCCCUCACCUGCACCUCGGCGGGCGGCAAGCCGGCCGCUCGCAUACGGUGGUUCCGCAACGACAAGGAGGUUCAAGACCUUAAGUACACUCGGAUCCGCACAAUGGACGUAAGUGCCUCGGGCAAAUCGUGGACGGUGAGGAGCAGCCUCCGCUUCCAGGUAGACCGUUUCGACGACGGCGUGGCCUACACCUGCCUGGUGGAACACGAGUCGCUGGACAACCCCUACAUGACGACUGAAGUCCUGGAGGUCCACUAUGCGCCCUACGUGAAGAUCACGCAUUCCAUGAUCAUCCCCCAGGAAGGCCAGUACUUCAAACUGGAGUGCGUUUCCAGAGGGAACCCAAUACCCGAGCCGGUCCUGUGGACCAAAGACGGCGGCGACCUCCCCGACGCGGAGCGCAUGAUCGUGGAGGGCCAGGAGCUGACCAUCACCACGCUCAACAAGACAGACAACGGCACGUACCGCUGCGAGGCCAGCAACCACCUGGGCACCAGCAGCGCCGACUACGUACUCUUUGUAUACGACCCAAACGCCGUGGGACAGCACGGACCGGACCACGCUGUUAUCGGCGGCGUGGUUGCCGUGGUGGUCUUCAUCACCUUGUGUUUGAUCAUUCUUCUAGGACGUUACUUGGCCAGACAUAAAGGCACGUAUCUCACGCACGAGGCCAAAGGGUCCGAGGACGCCCCCGACGCCGACACGGCCAUCAUCAACGCGGAAGGCAACCACGUACACGCCGAGGAGAAGAAGGAAUACUUCAUUUAA
This is a messenger RNA of Nerophis lumbriciformis (worm pipefish), 1185 nucleotides long. NCBI's taxonomy places the organism in Eukaryota, Metazoa, Chordata, Actinopteri, Syngnathiformes, Syngnathidae. The record is from RefSeq and is a predicted model, not a curated record.